UGUAUAGGUAUACCUUAUAUAAAGCCUGAUAACAGAGAGCCUCAGUGGGACAACGUUGCCUGACUUUGUUACCCAUAGCAAAGUUGAACAUACAAUCUUUUGGCUAAACAAUAUCGAUGCCAAUUCGAUCUAUCUUUCAGUGAGAUUAUACGAUAACUACUGCAUAAUAUAUACGUUCGAAUAUCAUAAUGGGCAAGACAGAAAUUCGCACUGUUGGAAAGGUUAGCUUCGACAAGCCGGCAUAUGAGCAGGCCAAUCUCCAUAAUAGAUGGCAUCCCGACAUUCCGUUUGCUGGAUCUAUUAAGGAUGGCGAGACAGUCAAGAUUGAAUGUCUCGACUGGACCGGGGGUCAAAUAGGAAACAACGAUAGCGCAGACGAUAUUCGCAAUGUUGAUCUGACUAGGAUCCAUUACCUCACCGGUCCUUUCGAGAUCGAAGGUGCCCAGCCAGGAGAUAUCCUCUUGGUUGAGAUAAUGGACGUACAGCCGUUCCAAGAUCAGCCAUGGGGGUUCACAGGCGUUUUCCACAAGGAAAAUGGCGGGGGAUUCCUUGACGAAAUCUAUCCAUCUGCUGCCAAGGCUAUUUGGGAUUUCGAGGGUAUCUUUGCCACCUCACGACAUAUCCCACAUGUCAAAUUUGCCGGCUUAAUCCACCCGGGCAUUCUGGGAUGUGCACCAUCGACCGAGGUUUUGGCGACCUGGAAUAAGCGCGAGGCUGAGCUGAUUUCGGCCAACAAGCUUGAGAGGCAAGUCGCUUUGCCGCCGGAGUCGAAGGGCAUCCACGCCGGUGCAUCCGAUACAGCACUCAAAGAGAAGGUCGGUUUAGAAGGAGCUAGGACUGUUCCUGGCCGACCAGAACACGGAGGAAAUUGCGAUAUCAAGAACCUGAGCAGAGGUUCAAAAGUUUACCUGCCGGUUCAUGUCCCAGGCGCCAAGUUCAGCGUCGGAGAUCUACACUUCUCGCAGGGCGACGGCGAGAUCUCGUUCUGCGGGGCGAUAGAGAUGGCGGGUAUCAUCACGAUUAACUUCAAGGUGAUGAAGAACGGCAUGGCAGAUUUGGGUCUGAAAUCGCCUAUUUACCUCCCCGGCCCUGUCGAGCCCCAGUUCGGUCCGGGUCGCUGUAUCUAUUUCGAGGGUUUCUCUGUAGAUGAGCAUGGGAAGCAGCAUUAUAUGGACGUGGCGGUUGCUUACAGACAGACCAUCUUGCGAUGUAUCGAAUAUCUUCGCCGCUUCGGGUACAAUGACUACCAGAUCUACCUUCUGUUAUCGUCAGCACCCGUUCAAGGUCACGUGGCAGGUAUCGUCGACAUUCCGAAUGCAUGCACGACCCUUGGUUUGCCCGCUGAUAUUUUCGAUUUCGACAUCUUGCCAUCCGGGCCGGCGAAGGCAUUGGACAUGGGGACCUGUGCUUUCGAGACUGGUGUAACUAAGGGUGAAGUUACAUCAGGGGGCAAGAACAGCGAGCAUAGCUUCGGCGGAGGCUUGACAUAUAAGGCGUCUGUAGCUGAAAAGUUGAAGGAGGCAGUAUCGUGAUCAUGAAUCUGUCGAGUUUGUUCAGCCCCUUUAGUCGUCGUUGAUAUUUUCAAGCCAUUAGACGAAGAAGAAAAAAAAGGAAGAAAAAGACGUUCGG
Messenger RNA from Annulohypoxylon truncatum, 1629 nucleotides. RefSeq names its product formamidase. The record is from RefSeq and is a predicted model, not a curated record. Gene Ontology annotation, molecular function: hydrolase activity, acting on carbon-nitrogen (but not peptide) bonds, in linear amides. The coding region runs from base 189 to 1532 and encodes 447 amino acids. NCBI's taxonomy places the organism in Eukaryota, Fungi, Ascomycota, Sordariomycetes, Xylariales, Hypoxylaceae. The transcript has 7 exons.